This is a messenger RNA of Cooperia oncophora, 576 nucleotides long. The record is from the annotation of a GenBank genome assembly. Lineage: Eukaryota; Metazoa; Nematoda; Chromadorea; Rhabditida; Trichostrongylidae.
AUGACUCUGAAACCUGUUGUGAUUGAAACGCAUAAACCAUCAAAUGCUGAACUUUUGACGGUGAUCAAGGACGCAUUAGAAGCAAACUUCAAAGACGUUGAAACAGAGCUUCGCCAAUGUCCAGACCUCGCUGCUGAACCGUACAAUAUGACGUCAUCUGGAUUUGGUCGCAAAAUGGUUAUAGCUGAGAUUGGAGGACCUGGAAAUCUUUUCCCAACUAUUCAUAAAGAGAAAGAAUUUGAUUUGAAGAAUCAUCCAUCGUCUAGGAAAUUUGUGAGAGUUGCGAAGCCACCAUCGUCGUUUGUAUUCGGACCUGGAGCAGGGCCUUGGAAAGUGGUUGGGAGAAACUGUGAGAUGGUGGCUGACGCGAAUUUCACGUCAUCAAAGGUAGCUACAAAAAUCGCUUCGAUCCCCCCUAACCAUGCUCCUACUCCCUAUAAAAUGGAGGUCAUCAGUUCGCCAAAAUUCAGUUUGAUGGCAAAUCUUGCAGUAUCAGCUGAACCUGGUCCUGCUGAAGUAGGUAUGCUUAGAGUUUCUUUACCAUCGUGGAAUCCGAACGACACAGUUAUCGUGUAG